AUGGUCAACACCGCCUCGGACUACGUCGACCAUGUAUUAUCUGCAAAUUUAGAUUCCACUUUUGCCUUUGAAGGCCCCGAGAAGCUCUUGGAGGUGUGGUUCUGGCCCUCGCCCAAGGACUCGCCCUCAGAAAUGGGUCUUCGCCUGAUUCCGUUGCCAAAAUGGAAAUCUGUGUUGGAUCUUGUCAAUUGCAAGAUUCUCUCCAUGAAGCUGUCUGCUGCUGUCGACGCCUACCUCUUGUCUGAGCUGUCGCUCUUCGUGUUCCCACACAAACUUGUGCUUAAGACGUGUGGCACCACAACCACGUUGGCGUGCCUUGACCAGUUGUUUGACACCGUCACAGAGCUGCUUGGGUGCAAAUUCGCUUCCAAAGAUGUGUUUCAGGUCUUCUACUCCAGAAGAUCGUUCAUGUUUCCUGAAAAACAGAAACACGUCCACACAGACUGGAAAAACGAGGUCACGUUGCUCAACUCCCACUUUGUCCAAGGCAAAUCCUACGUUGUUGGUGACUUCACCUCUGACGAUCACUGGUACUUGUACAUGGGCGGGCUGCAAGCAGGCAAGUGCCGUCCUGGGUGCAAGGACCAGACUUUCGAGAUUCUUAUGACCCAGCUUGACCCAACCAGAGCCCGUAGUUUCGUCACUUCUCGUGAACCAGGGCCUGACUCGGUUGUGACUCACUCGAGCGACGAGGAAGAGCACGAUUUGGGCCACGACCAAGGCUUGGAAACCAUGAGAGAUACAGGGCUCGAGAACCUCUUCUUGCCCUCGAGUGCUGCUCACGCCCAUGGCAAUUUUGCUCCUUCUGUGACUUCUCCCUUCCACAUGCCCUCGCCUCAGAUGAGCGAGAAUAUGGAUCUUUCCGAUGAGGAAAUGGACGAGAAGUGGGAAUUUGCUCACGAUGCGUUUGCGUUUUCUCCCUGUGGCUACUCUUCCAACUCGGUGUGCUCGAAGAAUGGGAAUGGCUUCUACUACACUUUGCACAUCACGCCUGAGCUGGGCUGGUCGUACGCUUCGUUCGAGACAAAUUUUCCCUUUCUGUCGUCGUCUCCCGUUGGAAUUGUCGACGUUUUGGUGCGUGUAUUGCGGAUUUUCCACCCGGGAAAGUUUUCUAUGACUUUGGUCAACGAAAGCGACCACGACGCCUCGGCCAGCUUCAACCAGUUGUUGCAGUGUGACGCUGUGGUGGCCAAGUUGGGCUACUCCAAGCAGGAGAAAGUGACGUACGAUUUGAAAGGCGCCUACGACUUGUUGUACUUGAACUUCGAAAAGACAGCCAAUUGA
Candidozyma auris is the source of this 1284-nucleotide messenger RNA. RefSeq names its product adenosylmethionine decarboxylase SPE2 (gene SPE2). Bases 1 to 1284 code for a protein of 427 amino acids. Gene Ontology annotation, cellular component: cytosol. Lineage: Eukaryota; Fungi; Ascomycota; Pichiomycetes; Serinales; Metschnikowiaceae. Gene Ontology annotation, molecular function: adenosylmethionine decarboxylase activity. The record is from RefSeq and is a predicted model, not a curated record. Gene Ontology annotation, biological process: spermine biosynthetic process; spermidine biosynthetic process. The transcript has a single exon.